Pleuronectes platessa (European plaice) is the source of this 1790-nucleotide messenger RNA. Its product is annotated as oocyte zinc finger protein XlCOF20. The record is from RefSeq and is a predicted model, not a curated record. The transcript has 2 exons. Bases 112 to 1137 code for a protein of 341 amino acids. Gene Ontology annotation, biological process: regulation of transcription by RNA polymerase II. NCBI's taxonomy places the organism in Eukaryota, Metazoa, Chordata, Actinopteri, Pleuronectiformes, Pleuronectidae. Gene Ontology annotation, molecular function: RNA polymerase II cis-regulatory region sequence-specific DNA binding; DNA-binding transcription factor activity.
ACCGGAAGUAAACACACUAGUUGCAUUAGCUAGGUGCAUGUUAGCAGUUAGCUGGAAGACGCUAGUGUGGUCGUGUCUCGGGUAAAUAUUAAAGUAGUGGACGGAGCAGUGAUGUCUUCGGUUCAGUAUUUGAGAGAGUUUAUCAGCGAGCGACUAACAGCUGCUGCUGAGGAGAUAUUCACGGUCUUUGGAAAAACCAUCGUCCAGUACGAAGAAGAGGUGGAUCGUCAGCGCAGACUGCUGGAGACCGUUUUGAAACCUGAAAUAAAGCUGCACAGGAUCGAGCUCCCACAGCAUUAUGUCUUUAAGGAGGAGGAGGUUCUCACUGACCAGGAGAGGAACUCCAGUCUGGACCAAGAGGAUCAAGAACCUCCACAGAUUAAAGAGGAAGAGGAGGAAAUGUGCACCAGUCAGGAGGGAGAGCAGCUUGUACUGAAGCAGGAGACAAAAAUCUGUAUGUUGACUCCUCAUGUUGAGGAAAGUGACCACAGAGAACCAGAGGGUGAGCACCAGCUCCUCUCUCACAACUCUCCUGUAGCUGAGAGCCAACAUCUGAACAGAAGAAAACAUAUGGAUUCAGAAUCAACAGGAAAUGAAGAACCAAACCCACAGAAGAGUUUUCAUGAAAACAAAAGUCACAGUACCAGUCUGGACAACUCUCCCAUGUCAAAGAUUAACUCUAAUACUUACACAGGUAAAAAGUAUUUAAAAUGUGACACUUGUGGAAAAACUUUUGUGGAUAAGUAUAAUUUGACGAUUCAUCUGAGAAAACACACUGAUGUAAGACCGUAUUUUUGCAAAAUAUGUCAGAAAAGGUUUGUGAAAAGUGGUGAUUUGAAAGUUCAUGUGAGAAUUCACACUGGUGAGAAGCCAUAUUCUUGCCAAAUAUGUGGGAAAAGGUUUGGACGUAGUGAUCAAUUGAAAGCCCACUUGAGAAUUCACACUGGUGAGAAGCCACAUUGUUGCCAAACAUGUGGUAAAUGUUUAGUAAGUAGUAGUACAUUGAAAGUCCACAUGAGAAUUCACACUGGUGAGAAGCCAUAUUGUUGCCUAAAAUGUGGUAAAUGUUUUGUAAGUAGUAGUAAAUUGAAACUCCACAUGAGAAUUCACACUGGUGAGAAGCCGUUUUCGUGCUAAAUAUGUCAGGUUGUGUAAGGAUUUCUGAUUUGAAGGUUCAUAUGAAAAUUCACCCUGGUGAGAAGCCAUAUUCCUGCCAAACUUGUGGGUAAAGGUUUUGAUGUUAUGAUAGAUUGAGAAUCCAUAUUCAAAUUCACACAGGUGAGAAAUCAUAGUCUUGUAAAGUAUGUCAGAAAUCUUUUCUGAAAAGUGAUAAUUUGAAAGUCCAUAUGAGAAUUCACACUGGUGAGAAGCCAUAUUCUUGCCAAACAUGUAGGAAAAGGUUUGGACGUAGUGAUGAAUCGAAAUUCCAGAUUAGAACUCACCGUUGAGAAGCCACAUUCUUAUCAAACAUUUAUGAAAUGUUUUUGAACUAGUUGAAAUUCUAUCACACUAUGAGGUAAAGAUAUUAUAUUACAUAUUUGGAAAUCAUACAAGAUGAAUUUGUCUUUUAAAUUUAUGUUAGAGAAGUUUUCAUUACAUCCAAAUGAUCGCCAUAUUUUGCCUUCCAAUGUGAAACAAACUGAUGUAGUAUAAGUAUUGGCUCUAUGAAAUGUACCACAUUAAGAAACUUGUAUUUUAUUAACUAGAAUAUUUCUUUUAAUGCUGGUUCCUCAGACUGAUGUUUACGAUUGGAUGUAUUACAACUAAUAAAAUCUCAUUGUAAAUUCCAA